GAGCCCGCCUGGAGGAGGCGGUCGCUGGCGCUUGGCCCGCCCCUCGCCCGCAUUAGAUAUCCCGCACCCCGCCGGCCGCCUCCUUCCUUCCUUCUGUCCUUCCUCGCCGGCUGCCGAGGAGCUGCGCGGCGCGGCUGGUCCUUUGAGGAGACGGGACGUGGCACCACCAUUCGCCAGGAUGCUGAAGAGAACCUUGACCAACUUUGGCAAGAAGCUGAUCCGGCAGCGGACCGUGGACCUGGGCUCACAGGAAACUCAGCUGGCCCGCUGCCUCUCCACCGUAGACCUGAUUGCUCUAGGCGUAGGCAGCACCCUUGGGGCAGGGGUCUAUGUUUUGUCCGGAGAAGUGGCCAAGGAUCAGGCUGGCCCAUCGAUUGUGCUCUGUUUCUUCGUUGCGGCCGUCUCAUCUGUUUUGGCUGGCCUGUGCUAUGCAGAGUUUGGCGCCCGGGUGCCCAAAGCUGGUUCUGCCUACCUCUACAGUUAUGUCACCGUUGGGGAAAUUUGGGCCUUCACCACAGGGUGGAAUCUCAUUCUCUCCUACAUGAUAGGGACAGCAAGUGUGGCUCGGGCCUGGAGCUCCACCUUUGAUCACAUCAUUGGGGGCCACAUCUCCACUUUCUUCCGGAAUCACACAGCUUUGCACCUGGAGAAUGUGCUGGCCGAGUAUCCCGACUUCUUUGCUCUCUUCUUGGUGCUGCUGCUCACAGGCCUGCUCUCGUUCGGAGUGAGCGAAUCUGCCCUGGUGAAUAAAAUCUUCACGGCCAUCAACUUGCUGGUGCUCAGCUUUGUCAUCGUUGCGGGUUUUGUGAAAGGAGAUGUCAAGUACUGGAACCUGUCCAAGGAAGAUUAUCGGAACCUCUCGCAAAACCUCUUGGAGUCUGGAGACAAGGACCACUUUGGCAAUGGAGGGUUUGUCCCCUUUGGCUUUGAGGGAGUCCUCUCGGGGGCUGCCACCUGUUUCUACGCCUUUGUUGGAUUCGACUGCAUCGCCACCACAGGUGAGGAAGCGCGGAACCCUCAGCGGUCAAUCCCCAUCAGCAUCAUCAUCUCCCUCCUCAUCUGCUUUGUGGCCUAUUUUGGCGUUUCGGCUUCCUUGACCUUGAUGGUCCCCUAUUUCCUGGUGGAUAAAGAGAGCCCGCUGCCCGAUGCCUUCAAGGCUGUGGGCUGGGAGCCUGCCCGCUACGUGGUGGCCAUCGGCUCCCUCUGUGCCCUCUCUACCAGUUUGCUUGGCUCCAUGUUCCCCAUGCCGCGAGUGAUCUAUGCUAUGGCUGAAGACGGACUGCUCUUCCGGUUCCUCUUCCGGGUUCACAGCCGGGCCAAGACUCCCUUGGUGGCCACUGUCGUCUCAGGCAUCAUUGCAGCCCUGAUGGCGUUUCUCUUUGAGCUGAAGGACCUGGUCAACCUGAUGUCUAUUGGCACGCUCUUGGCGUACUCUCUGGUGGCUAUUUGUGUGCUCAUCCUCAGAUACCAACCUGAGCUAUUGAGGUUCUCCAAAGAUCUGGAAAUGCUCGAGAUAAAUGGAAGUGAAGAAGAAAAGAUGACCAUUAAUUCCACAGUCGGUGACAACCAGAAUGCAUUCAAGGAGAAGUUCAGCUGCAGGAGUCUUUUCUUCGCCUCCGAGGACAUCCCAACCCAUGUGUCAGGGCGCAUUGUCUACAUCAGCACCACGGUCAUAGCUGUCACGAUCACUGCCCUGUGUGGCAUCCUGGCCCAUAAGUGGGCAGCCCUCCAGGAGGGCAGUGUCGGCUGGGUCAUUGCCUGUGUCAUUCUCCUGGGCCUUUUGGUCGCUGGCACCGUCAUCAUCUGGAGGCAGCCAGAAAGCAAGACACGCCUCACUUUCAAAGUGCCUGGCCUGCCGUUGCUCCCCCUCUUCAGCAUCCUGGUGAACAUCUAUCUCAUGAUGCAGCUCGAUGCAGGAACCUGGGCCCGCUUUGCUGUCUGGAUGGCCAUCGGCUUUGCCAUCUAUUUUGGUUAUGGGCUCCAGCACAGCGAAGAAGGGCAGGGGCCCCAGCAGUCCCAGUCAGCCGCCAACAAAGGCCUGCCUUCGGCCAACUCUGAGCUGAGCCAAGAGGUCGCCAUCUGAGAGAAGCGGCUGCUUCUGUCCUCCUUCCACUGCCGUGGACACCCCCGAGUUCUUGUUCGCCUCCUGCCCCACCCUUUGAGAAGGAAGCCGUGGCAUGUGGGACCUUCAGUGGUACAUUGGACUCAACCUGUGGCAGCAGCUUCAUUUCGCCGAGGGGAAUAAAGCAAGCCGGGACAAAAUUUAGGGGGCAGCCUUUUCUCCUAGGUGGGAUGGGGAGGGGAGAGCGACCUUCAGACGAGCUGCCGCCACACAUGGUUUAUUUAUUAACCCGGCUUUGCUGGCUAGAUUGCCUUCCUCAGACCUAGAUGUAUGUAAAAGUGUCAAAUGUGAAGAGUCCCCAAAUGAUCUCCAGGACUAUCAGUCUAGUUUUAACUAUUGUUUGUAUGUCAUUUUUUUCCAAAACUGUUGUUUUUUUUUAUAUCGUACAACUCCAUGCGCUUAGCUUUUUUUAAAAAGUUGGACUCAUCUGAAGCCCUGUCAGAGGCCUUUUGGCCCUUGGUCCUGGGUCUCCGGCAGAAGCCAUCUGGCGGCCUUCAGAAAUGUAGACAGCCUGGGAGUUGUAGCCGUGGAGUAUUAGGCUGGAGCAUAAUUGCUUAAAUCAUCUCGGUGGUUUGGAGCUCUGCCGUUUUUCUUGCCCAACAUUGUCAAAUAGGUCCCUGGGGUUUCUCAAACAAAAUAAAAACGGAUUAUUUCUACCAAUGGGAUACAAAACUGGCUUACCCAACAUGCUCACAUAUAUGGCUUCAACGUCCUGUACACAACAUCGGCCCACAAUAGUUUAUUCGCGAGAGCAGACUGCAGUGCCUUGAAUGAAUCGGCCCAGUACAGCUGAGUAAAGUCAUAGUAAAAUAAGUCAGUUUGUUAUCAUGAAACUAAGCGUGGAGAUAAUCACCGCAUCAUCAGCCUUAGGGGCUCCCCCAUGCUGGGAGGUGAGGAUGCAAGAGAAAGGGAGGGAAGCUGGGCACUGACCUCGUGGUCAGAAGCUGACACCAGGAGAGGCCUUGACCCCGGUGUUGCCACCUUCUGGACCAGAGGGAGGGGCUAAAGCGGGAGGCCGAGCAAGCAUGUAACGCCUGCUGUGUCUGGUUGCUUAGAACGAAGCCAGCAGCAGACCACAGCUGGCAAAAGCUCAAAGCAAAGUGAGGUCGAUGCCAGACGUCAUCUGUUGCAAAGAUGGCAAAGCCAGUAAACCCUCACUGGCUCCAGAAAAGGGUGGAGAUUUUUUCCCUCCUAAUAAAAGAAUCCAAAUAUAUUGUCCAGCUAGUGAUUUCCUGUUUUGGCCCAUCCUGAAACUGGCAAGGAAAUCAGUCCCUAACUUGGAAGGCACCAGGUUGGCAAAAACAGGAUUGGGGUAGCUUGUUUUCUCCAACUGUUAAGGGAAAAAGUGGGAUGCUUUCUACCACGAUGCAAAUCAUUUACCUUGGACUGGGAAAAUAAUUUCGAGAAUUCCCCAGAAAGCUGGAUAGUGACGUUGGUUGUAUGUACGCAGAUACAUACAUCGCUUGCAUCAGAAGGCCAGGCUUUCUAACAACUGCACCAGAGCCAAGUUCUAUAAUGCCAAAGCCAUUUCAAACUUCACGCAGCUCUGUUCCAAGUCUUAUGAUUAAUUUCCCCAACGUUUCCAAAAGCAAAUUGUGAAUGUGCAGGGCCAACACUCAAUUUGUUGUUGUGUUUUGGAAGUUAGCUCUGUACACACACUUUUGACGCUUCCUCUUUCUGAAGAAAAUUUGGUACAAUCUCAGUUCAGGGUUUGUAACUCAGUGGCAGCAUCUUCAUGGGCAGAAGGUCCCAGAUCUUCAGAGAAGGGCUGGGGGGCACCGUGUCUGGGAACCCACCCUCAGAUAAAUGGGCCAGUUCAGCAAAGGCAGCUUCUCGUGGUCCUAACUUUACAUUAUUUGGCAGUCUUCCUCAGACCAAGAGGGGAGAUUUUCACUUGUCUUAACAGAACUUUGUUGUCUUGUUUGAACAUCUACGUUACAUGUGCACAAACAUUCUUCAACAUGAACAUAGUACACAGCAUCUUAAUGCAUUUGUUGGACCAAAUAAAAUGUUGUGCUAUUA
Molecule: messenger RNA, 4144 nt
Organism: Ahaetulla prasina
Lineage: Eukaryota; Metazoa; Chordata; Lepidosauria; Squamata; Colubridae
Gene: SLC7A3
Product: solute carrier family 7 member 3
Exons: 12
Coding region: 179-2083 (634 amino acids)
Biological process (GO): amino acid transport; transmembrane transport
Cellular component (GO): plasma membrane
Molecular function (GO): amino acid transmembrane transporter activity
Source: RefSeq, a predicted model, not a curated record